UUGUCUGGUCCAAAGAAUAGGCAUGAGUUAUUACUACUUCAGAAGAACCUCGAAGCACAAGUUCAUAUAGAAAUCGAACAUUUCGUCUGAAUCACUUCAUCCAAACAACUCCCUAACACCGAACCGCCGAGAAGAUGGUAGUGAUAGAGCAGGAGAAGACCGACGAUCGAAACGCGAAUCUAUCAAACGCUACUGCCGGCAACGACGCCUCCGACGGCUUCGAAACCGCCAGUGAGGCCGAUCUCGAUAGCGACGGUGACGAAGGCGGAGCAAGCAGCCGAGAAGAAUUGCAGCACCGCGAGAAACCGCAGCAGCCGCCGAAGCGGACAGAGGGAGAACAAGGACAAGAUGUUCCUCAGAGAAGCAUUUCCUCCGAAGAUGCUUUGAUCAAUGAAGAUGAAUUGAGACAGAAAGCAUUGGAUGAAGCAAAUGAAGCAAAAGUAGAAGGUAACAAAGUCUUUGUAGAUGGGAAGUAUGAGGAGGCAUUAUCUCAAUAUGAACAUGCUUUACAAGUUGCACUAGACAUGCCUUCAUUUGUGGAAAUACGCUCAAUAUGCUAUGCAAACCGUGCUGUGUGUUUUUUAAAACUGGGAAAAUAUGAAAAUACAAUUAAAGAAUGCACAAAAGCAUUGGAGCUGAAUCCUGCAUAUGUUAAAGCUUUGGUAAGAAGAGGAGAAGCUCAUGAAAAGCUUGAACAUUUUGAAGAGGCAAUUGCUGAUAUGAAAAAGAUCUUAGAAAUUGAUCCCUCAAAUGGUCAAGCUAGGAAAGCCAUCCGUCGACUAGAGCCCCUUGCUGCAGUCAAACGAGAAAAAAUGAAAGAAGAAAUGAUAGCAAAAUUGAAAGAAAUGGGUAAUUCUGUCUUGGGACGCUUUGGGAUGAGCGUUGACAACUUCAAAGCAGUCAAAGAUCCAAACACUGGUUCCUAUUCUAUCUCAAUGGAACGCUAAAUUUUGGUGAGCAAGGUCAUAAUAGUAAGCAAGAAAGAGGCUGUUUAAAAUGAUAAUGGUUUGAGACUUUGUUGGCAUCAAGUCAUUAGAAGAAUACAAAGGUUAGCAAUGUAUCUUCAAAAGGGCGUUUUGUGAUUGAUUCGUCAUGUCAAGGAGACUGAAACUUCCUGCUUACAGUUAAUGUGCUAUAUAGGUUUUAGAACAAUCGAAUUGUAUUCAUCAAAUUGAAUAGUUCAUAUGAUUCCAUUGUCUAUUGGGAAAUGCGAGGAACACAUCCUCUGAUAGUCUCAACACUAUUGGGUAAAAACUCAUCUAUUCCCACUAUUAGAGUGGUGUCGGGUUCUAAUGGGACAGACAUGGGAGAGAAAAUGUUGAACAGAGUGUUAAACAGUAUAGUGUGAUGUUCCUUGUGGCUUAA
Messenger RNA from Lathyrus oleraceus (garden pea), 1365 nucleotides. RefSeq lists its product as uncharacterized. Bases 135 to 947 code for a protein of 270 amino acids. Gene Ontology annotation, molecular function: protein binding. The transcript has 5 exons. The record is from RefSeq and is a predicted model, not a curated record. NCBI's taxonomy places the organism in Eukaryota, Viridiplantae, Streptophyta, Magnoliopsida, Fabales, Fabaceae.